Molecule: messenger RNA, 1910 nt
Organism: Vitrella brassicaformis
Lineage: Eukaryota; Vitrellaceae
Source: the annotation of a GenBank genome assembly
CUCGGUUCAAUGGAUUCGAUGUAAUACAACCAAUUCGACGUAAUAUCAACACUGUUCUGAGCAAUGCAUGCCUUCGGGCUCUCUGUCCCGCUUUGCCUAUGACCGCCGCCACCACCUCAGUCCCACAGUGCACUCACACGGCACAGAAAGACGGUGGUGAUGGUGGUGUUCUGAGACAGAAGUCAGGCCAGUGAGCUGCCGGGAGGUGUCCAAUGCAACAACAUGACAGACAGACUGAGGGUCGCAUGUCGAGCAGAUACACAGGGCCGGUCUGUCUGUCUGUCUGGUGUGGGUGUGGGUGUGGGUGUUGCUUGCUUCCUUUGGUCUGUCCUCUCUGUCCUGCGGCCGCCGCCCCGCCACCGACCCAUCACACACGAUGCCACGCGUGGGAUGGAGGGGUGGCGUGACGAGUCCGAAGGACUGCGAGAGGGACAGACGAAAGGCAACCCGGACCACAGCAACGAGGCACUUCUGUACAGUCCACACGUAAAUGCUGGCCUUCGGCUCGCUUCAUAAAAGAUUACUCCACUCGCGAAUCCAUGUGAUCAUCUUGGGCACUCACUGGUCUGUCUGUCUGUCUGUCCCCACACGUGUGCUAUGCGUACAGUCCCGAGUGCGAGGCGUGUCGCUGCUGCACGCGCUUGGCCACCUCAUCGAAGUCCUGCCGGUCAAUCGGCAGGGAGUGACGACACACUGCACCCAUCCAUCCAUCCAUCCAUCAUCCACCCACCACAACAGACAACAGAAGUAAGCAACGAACAACCAUCAUCCACCAUCCACCAUUCGUCCCACACUCACUUGGGCAGGUGUUGUGGCGCUCGAGCCAGAGGAGGAGGCAGUCGUAGUGGAACAUGUGUUCGCAGGGCAUCUCCUUGGCCUUGCCGCCCUUGACGAACUCCUCGUGGCAUAUGGCACACGUCGGCAUCGAACCGUCAGCAAAUGGCUGGAUCUUCCGCAUCGGCAGAUCAGCCCUGAGACAAAAGAUGACACAGCGACAGACAGCCCAUCGAUGGUGUGCCUGUGAGGUUGUGGGUGUGUGUUGGUGUUGGUGUGUAUGAGUGAGUCCUCACCUGGCCGUUCUGGCUGCGGGUGGAGGGCCGCUGUCGGAGAAGUCUGGGGCAUCGCCGACGAUGAAUGGGGCGGCACCCUGGUGCAUGCCCAAACCCACCUGACCCACAUACAGCGAACAAACAAAGAAAGAAACAAACAUACAAACAUACAAACAUACUACAUACAUACAAACAACACAACCACAGAUGGUCCCCCUCCCGUCUGUCUGCCAUUCAUUGUGACCUCUCCAGCUGCCUACCCCAUCCCACCGCACCCCACCUGCUCCAUCCGCUGCCGCAGCAUGUCAAGCAGGUCGGUCAUUGCACCACCACCGGGCCCGUCGGCCGUGGCCUCCUCUCCUGCCUGUGUCCCCGCCUGCCUCUGCGCCUCCCGUCUGUCCAUCUCGUCCCUCUUGCGCUGCAGCCUCUCCUGCCCCUCAGACACCUCCCUCACGGCUGUUUCCACCCACAGGUCGGCCUCCCUGCGUCGGGGGUCGUCGAGGGGCAGCGUGAACUGGUAGCUGAGCAGCAGAUCCAGGUUGGGAGACCAGUAGGCAGAGGAGAUAUACCGGGUUUGGCAAACCGUGAAGGCACGCUGCGGGACACAGACAGGACGACACACCAAGUGGCGAAUGGCGAUGCGGAAGCGAAUUUGGGUUGCCUGUGUGAUGUACCUUGAUAGUGGCGUGGACUUGGUCUGCGGAGGCGGCUGUAUCGCCCCUCUCCACUGCUUCUGCGAGUGCCUUGACAGCAGAGAUGAAGGUCUUCUUGGCGUUGAGCUUCUGUGUGAGCUCCUGCCAUUUGUCGCACGCAGAUGCGCUACCCACUGUCACUGUCAUCGCGCGGUAGCUGCCUUCUUCC